AUGGGCUCCCCGGCCCUCACUAUCUCGGGGUCAGAUCCGGUUCUAGCGCCAUCACCUCCGUUGCCUCCGUUACCUCCGAAGGACACUGUGCUAAGUUUGCGAACAGGGAAAGUCCGACCCUUUGCCGGCGUCAAGAUCUCAUCGGCCAUUAACAAACAGCCGCGCCAGGGCAGGGUCCAGCUCACCAGUUUCGGCUUCGUGGGCGACGAGCGCGACUUUUUCAUGCACCAGGGGCCCGACAACGCCGUUCACCAGUAUGACCCGCGACACUAUGAGGAGUGGAAGAAGAUCUUGCCCGAUCGGGACCACCGCUUCAAGAUUGGCGCUUUCGGGGAGAACAUAUCGACGCGACAUCUCUCUGAGACCAAUCUCUGCAUCGGCGAUAAGUUCCGCCUGGGUCCUGACGCCAUCAUCCAGGUGACAAUGCCCCGACAGCCCUGCUAUAAGCUGAACCAUCGCUUUGAGUACAAGAAGAUGUCGAGCCUAGCCCAGAGUACUGGCAAUACCGGAUGGCUGUAUUGCACCAUCCAGGACGGGUUGGUCCAAGAGGGCGACGACAUGGAGCUCAUUGAACGUCUCAAUCCGACAUGGUCUGUCCGGCGGGUGCAGCACUACCUGUACAAGGAUGGGAGCAACAUGGAGGCGAUAGCUGAGAUCAUCGCAUUACCAGGAUUGGGCCAGGAGCUCGUCGAACUGCUCGAACAGCGACUCUUAGCCGGCGCUGAGGACAUGAGUGGUCGGCUGCAGGGCGAUAUCACUGUGCCUUGGCGCUCAUAUAAGCUGGUCGAGAAGACGCCACUGACACCGAGGAUCCAGAAGUUCGUCUUCAACGCCGAAGAUACAGACAUCGAAGCGGAGGACCUGCAGUUUGGCCGCUUUCCCCAUGUACGAGUCAAGUUUGGCCCGGACAAAAAGUACACUCGAGCUUACUCUGUCGUAUCCGGGGACAUGAAAUCCUUUGAGCUCGGCAUUGCGAAGGACGAUAACUCACGAGGUGGUUCACUCUAUCUACACGACUAUAUGAAUAUAGGCCACACGCUGAAGGUCGCCAAAGGCCACAACGCGCCGAAGAAGCAAAACGACCAAUAUCGAUUCGGGACAAAGCGGCACAUAUUCAUCCUUGGUGGAAUUGGUGUUACUGCGUUCCUCAGUGAAAUCAAAACCCUAGUCAAGGAAUCCGCGCAGGUUGAGACCACUGUAUAUGCCAGGUCCGAAGGUCAGCGACUUCGCGUUGCUGACGUCGUGCCACCUGCAUCAAACAGUACUGAUCGCGAGGCCAUCAUCUACUGCUGCGGCCCGACAUCUCUUCUCGAAGCAUGUCGCACGCACACGAAGCAACUGGGAUAUCCCAAAUCCCACACCCAUUUCGAGGAGUUCGGCGGAGCAGCAACGGGCACUGGUGACCCAUUCGAGGCCGAGAUCAAAGCCACUGGGAAGGUCUUGCAAAUACCCGGUGAGAAGUCACUCCUGCAAGUUCUCAACGAAGCUGGGUUCGACCUUGAUUCGUCAUGUCUGGUCGGAAACUGCGGGUCAUUAAUGGUGAAUCAUUGCAAGGGCGACAUCAUACACCAGGGUGUAGCGCUUGACGACGAGCAGAAGGAAACCAGCAUGCUCUCAUGUGUUAGUCGCGGAAAAGGGCGCAUCACGGUUGAUUGCUAG
Molecule: messenger RNA, 1659 nt
Organism: Anthostomella pinea
Lineage: Eukaryota; Fungi; Ascomycota; Sordariomycetes; Xylariales; Xylariaceae
Source: the annotation of a GenBank genome assembly